Messenger RNA from Chelonoidis abingdonii (Abingdon island giant tortoise), 844 nucleotides. It is a transcript of the gene SRP14, whose product is annotated as signal recognition particle 14. Gene Ontology annotation, biological process: SRP-dependent cotranslational protein targeting to membrane. The record is from RefSeq and is a predicted model, not a curated record. Gene Ontology annotation, cellular component: signal recognition particle, endoplasmic reticulum targeting. Lineage: Eukaryota; Metazoa; Chordata; Testudines; Testudinidae. Gene Ontology annotation, molecular function: 7S RNA binding; endoplasmic reticulum signal sequence receptor activity.
CGCGCGCUCGCAGCGACUCUUCCGCUUCCGGGGCAGGCGGCGGCGGGUCGGUAGGUCGGCGGGAUGGUGCUGCUGGAGAGCGAGCAGUUCUUGACAGAACUAACAAGGCUUUUUCAAAAAUGCAGAACCUCAGGGAGUGUUUACAUAACACUGAAAAAAUAUGAUGGUCGAACAAAACCCAUUCCACGUAAAGGCCAUGUGGAAGGCUUUGAGCCAGCAGACAAUAAAUGUCUUCUGAGAGCAACGGAUGGGAAGAAAAAGAUUAGCACAGUGGUAAGCUCAAAGGAAGUAAACAAAUUCCAGAUGGCCUAUUCCAACCUAUUGAGAGCUAACAUGGAUGGCCUGAAGAAGAAAGACAAGAAAAACAAAAAUAAGAAAAGUAAAGCAACCCAGUGAUGGAACAUAACGUCUUUCCAUUACUGCAGGACUUGCAUUCUAGCCUUCAAAGUCCAUUUUUUCCUAAGUCAACACUUUCUUUUGGUGGUAGAAUACUGAGAUGUGAACAAUACUUUCACUUAAAUAAAAUGAAAAUAAAAGGUAGUUUCUGUAGAUUGUUAUUUGGCAGGAAUAUUCACAAGAUUAGACUGAAACCUUUUCACUCUCAGCUGCCAUGUUUUGUAUGCAGGAUAGUCUGUAAACUGUAGAACUUCAUGUUACAAUUGCAAUGACUGUUUUAGUAAAAGUCUCAUUCUUAUGAAUGUGUUCAGGGAUUUGGUGCUUCUUACUUUCAAUGGUUAUAUUGCUACCACUCUGAAAAUUGUAAAUAUAGUAUCUCGAUGCUUUGUUGUGAAACAGUAAUAUUUGCUUGUUCCUAUUAAACAAUCAGAAGUGCAUUUGGUUGAAA